CAUUUCUCCAGCAGCCAGACUCGUCCAGUCGUCUUCUAAAGGCACAUUAAAAUGGCGUCGGCUCCGGCAGAUUACAGCACCUACAGUCAGACCACUGCUCAGCAAGGGUAUGCAGCUUAUGCUGCCCAGCCCUCACAAAGCUAUGGACAAUCUGCACAGCAGAGCUAUGGUCAGCAGAGUUAUGGAUCAUAUGCCCAACCUGCUGCUGCUGACAGCAGUUACACUCAGACAACACCUGCCGCUGGAGGCUACACUCAGCAGCAGCAACAGCAACAACAGUAUGGAUCCUCAUACGCUCAGCCUGCAGCAGCUGGCUAUCCUGCUGCCCAGUCUGCCACUAAUACCUACUCCCAGUCAACCCAGAGCUAUGGAGCCAGUGGUUAUGACAGUACUCCUGCUGCUGCUGCGCCAGCUGCCUCCCAGUCUUACGGCUCUCAGCCAGGCUAUACUGCCCAGUCUGCCUACCCUGGUUAUGGCCAGCAGGCGGCUCCCACUGCACCACAGAGUUACAAUGCUAGCAGCCAGCCCGCCAGUUACAGCCAAAGUAGCUACUCCCAGCCAGCAGCAUAUGGCCAGCAACAAUCUGGCUACCAGGCCCAGCAGGCCAGCUACGGCCAGCAGGGGUACCAGCAGCCGACCCAGCAGCAGACACAGGCUCCUCCUGCUUACCCUCCUCAGACUUCUAGUUCCUAUAGUCAGCCUGCAGCCAACCAGUACAGUCAGCAAGGUGGACCUCCCAGUUACAACCAGUCCAACCAUUACAAUAAUUACAGACAGGAUGGCCAGAGUGGAGGUUCUGGUUACUCUGGCUCUGAGUCUUCAAGGUACUCGGGGUCAGGGGAAAGCCGGGGCCCUAGCAGGGAUGGCUUUGAUCGCGGUGGAAUGAUGCACCGUGGCCGUGGAGGCAUGGGCCGUGGCAUGGGCAGCGCUGGAGACAGAGGUGGCUUCAGUAAGCCUGGUGGACCAAUGAACAGCGAUGAGCGUGAACCGGGACGACCUGAAGAGCAGGAUGACUCAGAAAACAGCACAAUCUACAUCACGGGACUGACUGAGAAGGCUACCCUGGAGGAAAUGGCUGAGUUCUUUAAACAUGUUGGCCCCAUCAGGAUUAACCGCAGACUUGGCCAGCCUGCCAUCAACAUUUACACAGACAAGGACUCAGGAAAGCCCAAGGGAGACGCCACCCUUUCCUACGAGGAGCCAAUCUGUGCCAAAGCAGCUGUGGAGCAUUUUGAUGGAAAGGAGUUCCAAAGCCGAAGGCUUAAGGUGUCGAUGGCACGUCGCAAGCCCAUGAUGGGUGGAAUGAGGGGUGGCAUGCCCAUGAGAGAUGGCAUGAUGGGUCGUGGAGGUAUGAUGAACCGUGGAGGAGACCGCGGCGGGUUCGUCCCGCGUGGUGGUCCUCGUGGUAUGGGCAGAGGUGGACCCACAGGAGGCAACAUGCAGCAGAGAGCUGGGGACUGGGAGUGUCCUAACCCGGGUUGCGGCAACCAGAACUUUGCCUGGAGGAUGGAGUGUAACCAGUGCAAAGCCCCCAAACCAGAAGGGUUGGGCGGUGGCCCUCCUUUCCCCCCCGGCGGUGACAGAGGCAGAGGUGGAAUGGGGAUGCGUGGAGGCAGAGGGAUGGACCGUGGUGGGCCGGCAGGAGCCGGAGGCCCAGGUGGUCCUGGAGGUUUCCGUGGAGGUUGGGGAGACCGCGGUGGAUUCAGAGGACGGGGGGGAAUGGAUAGGGGAGGUUUCCGUGGAGCCGGGCGUGGAGGACCACCCAUGGACCGAAUGGGUGGCAGAGGGGGAAGAGGAAUGGGCCCACCAGGUGGAAAGAUGGAUAUGAGGGACCAUCGCCAGGAGCGCAGAGAGCGGCCCUAUUGAAGAGCUUGACUGUUCCUCUUGCGGAAUUUGAUUUUUAAAGAUCAUUUUUAAUUUAUGAUUCCAUAUUUCAAUGCUUAUAGAGCUGCUUAUAAACAUCCUGUGCAGUUUCAUUCAACUCCUGUUUCCAUUUUUAUUUUAGUUUACCCAUGUUUAUGCAGCAUCUUGUAUUGUGCAUGUUUAUUUUGUUGCUUUUUUUUUAAACGUGGUGAUUAGAUUUGACAGUGUUGUAUAAUGCUUUUUUCCAUUCGUUAACAUAACUGCUUCAUCUUUCCCGUAACUGGCUAUUGUAUGAUGACACAUUUGGGAAAUAAAAUUUUACUGAUUUGA
Molecule: messenger RNA, 2193 nt
Organism: Anarrhichthys ocellatus (wolf-eel)
Lineage: Eukaryota; Metazoa; Chordata; Actinopteri; Perciformes; Anarhichadidae
Gene: ewsr1b
Product: EWS RNA-binding protein 1b
Exons: 15
Coding region: 52-1866 (604 amino acids)
Biological process (GO): regulation of DNA-templated transcription
Molecular function (GO): RNA binding
Source: RefSeq, a predicted model, not a curated record